Messenger RNA from Cheilinus undulatus (humphead wrasse), 1467 nucleotides. RefSeq names its product mpv17-like protein. The coding region runs from base 313 to 960 and encodes 215 amino acids. NCBI's taxonomy places the organism in Eukaryota, Metazoa, Chordata, Actinopteri, Labriformes, Labridae. Gene Ontology annotation, cellular component: membrane; cytoplasm. The record is from RefSeq and is a predicted model, not a curated record. The transcript is spliced from 4 exons.
GCGGAUGGUUCGCAGUCCCGUGCCGGGUGUCGGUUGGUGCAAGACAAGCAAGUAUCUCACAAUAUCCUAUAUGAUAUAGUGUAGCGCUUUCACAUUCAUUAUUCAAGGAAACUAUAAUAUCGUUUUAAUAAGCUCCAUAAGCCUUUUUCAUCGUGGCAGGUCGAAAAUGUACAAUAUUUGUGAUGCCACGAAGACCUCCAAACGGAGAUGACGCCUGUAACGUUCUCUUACAAGGUUAUCUAGAAAACUAAGCUAAUCAAGGUUGACAUUUUACACACCCUAAAAAGCCAGCUUGCGAUAAACAGUAAAAUAAUGCGAAAGGCAUUUCUGAAACAUGUCCGACGUUUUCCGUGGGUCACCAACGUUACUCUGUAUGGCUGUCUGUUCGCUGGAGGGGACUUCGUCCACCAAUGGUUCUCACACAGGGAGAAAAUGGAUUGGAGACAUACACGUAACGUCGCCGUGGUCGCAUUCAGUUUCCAUGGCAACUUCAAUUUUUUCUGGAUGCGGUUCCUUGAGCGGAGGUUUCCUGGGAAUUCUGCCGGGAUGGUGAUGAAGAAGCUGUUGCUUGACCAGACUACAGCGGCACCCCUGGCUACGAGCGUAUUCUACACAGGAGUCAGCUUCUUGGAGGGCAAGGAGGACAUAACAGAAGACUGGAGAGAAAAAUUCCUUAACACAUAUAAGACAGGGCUAAUGUUCUGGCCAUUUAUGCAGUUUCUGAACUUUGCCUUGGUGCCUCUGUAUGUGCGGACCACCUUCACUGGCUGCUGUGCCUUUGUAUGGGCCACCUUUCUUUGCUUUUCUCGUCAGAGCGGUGAUGGCACAGCUGGUGCUGCUCUAGCAUGGAUGUUUCCUCCCAAAGAGAGUGAAGUAGAAUCCACAAAGGAGAACUCAAACUCCAAAGAGAUGAAUACUCCCAAAGAGGCAACAGUAGCAUCUAAGCCUGCUCAGAAGUGAAAUGAGUCAUUGUGUGAUGGAGAAAGACUCAAUGUAUACAGAAAAAGCCAGAACAACAGACAGCUGGUCCAGUGGGCAGCAGUUAUGCCUGAAAGCUAAUGAUGCACUAUCACUGCCACGGUUACAGUUAUGUCUCAUUAAAUAAGAAUGUGCUUUCUUAUGAUGCUGUAAGAUGAUUCAGGAAACAGUGCAGAAACUUGAAUGGAAUGAACAGUCUAUUUUUUCAAUAUUUAUACAUCAUAUCAACUGUAAGGGAAAUACAGUUCAGCCCUCCUUUAUGUUGUAGUAAGCCGUCAUUAGGGUUUUUUGUUGGUUUCCCUUCUUUGUAUCAUACAUGCAGAAUUGUAUCCUCACAUUUAGAACAUACUGUGUGAAAUUAUUCAGCUGAACCAAGCUUCAUGGUGUUGCACUGAUCUCUGAGAACAGUUUUGCCUGGUAUAGAAGCGACACUAUAUUGUCAAAAGUAUUCGCUCACCUGCCUGGACUCGCAUAUGAACUUAAGUGACA